Messenger RNA from Tremella mesenterica DSM 1558, 962 nucleotides. RefSeq lists its product as uncharacterized. The record is from RefSeq and is a predicted model, not a curated record. The transcript has 7 exons. Gene Ontology annotation, cellular component: membrane. Lineage: Eukaryota; Fungi; Basidiomycota; Tremellomycetes; Tremellales; Tremellaceae. Bases 75 to 962 code for a protein of 295 amino acids.
CUAACUUACCUCAUACAAAAGGAGAAUAUUCACCAUCCGAGCGACUCUCUAUCUCAACUGACGAGUGCUGCAAAAUGGGCAGCGGUAUGAGUACCUUGGGUCUUCCCCCAGGAGCUGUCUCCCGGCUCGGUGGGGUCGUAGGUUUUACGUACGCUUUUCAAUCCAUCUUCGCGGCUUAUGCCGUGCCUGCUCAAACUGAAAAGUUCUACGAUUUGGUGGGCGCCCUUGGUCACAUGUCUACUAUAGUCUUGUCCCUGUACUACCCUCAGUUCCGAGGAUUCCUCUCGGGGAAGAAGGUAACGUGGCCGGCACCAACAUCCCAAAACUUCCACCCUCGACAGUUGCUGGUCAGUGCCAUGGUGCUUUUCUGGGCAGGGCGAUUGGGAAGUUUUCUCGCUCUGAGGAUUGCCAAACAGGGCUCUGACUCGAGAUUUGACGAGAUCAAGAAGCAACCGCUGGUUUUCACAGGUGCAUGGUUGGGCCAAGCUACGUGGAUAACAGUAGUCACUCUUCCGGCCGUGAUGCUUAACAUCAUGCCUCGCUCGGCACACCCUGGUCUUGGAAUUCGGGAUCUGAUUGGGGUGGGGAUUUGGGCAAGCGGUAUAGGUUUAGAGAUUAUAGCUGAUAGAGAAAAGUCAGCUUGGCGCAAGUCAAAAGAUGAGAAGAAGCACGAAGAACGAUUCAUCUCUUCAGGUGUAUGGAGCUGGUCCCGUCACCCAAAUUACCUGGGUGAAGUAAUCUUACAAGCUGGUCCUCCCGUCCUCGGACUCUGUCUACCUCCGCCGGCUAGAUAUGUCGGCUUCGCCUCACCCUUAUUGUCUUACCUCCUCUUGCGAUACGGAAGCGGUGUCCCCAUUUUGGAAAAGAAAGCGGAGGAGAAAUUCGCCAAUGACGAAAAGUGGGUCCAAUACAGAAAGACUGUAGGUGUGAUGUUUCCGGGGCUAGGGAAAGGACAAGUGUGA